This is a messenger RNA of Acanthopagrus latus (yellowfin seabream), 2262 nucleotides long. Its product is annotated as synapse differentiation-inducing gene protein 1-like. The transcript is spliced from 4 exons. NCBI's taxonomy places the organism in Eukaryota, Metazoa, Chordata, Actinopteri, Spariformes, Sparidae. The record is from RefSeq and is a predicted model, not a curated record. The coding region runs from base 597 to 1319 and encodes 240 amino acids. Gene Ontology annotation, cellular component: membrane; intracellular membrane-bounded organelle.
GAGGCCAGGCGAUGCAAUAAUUUAAGUCUGCAAAGUGGGAAUGCCAGAGGGGGCUGGCACGUGAGACACCGGCGAGGGAGGAAGACGCGCCCAGGCAGAGAAGAGUUUUGGAAAUGUCAAAUCCGGGGUCGGGGCUGAGAGUUUGCUGCGCGUCCUCGCUCAGCCAAUCAGUUCGCCGGAGUCCGCUCAGCCUCUCAGCCGGAGUUGUUUUGGAGCCCGAGCUCAGUGUGUGAGACUGUGCGUAAAAAUCUACCUGUCAGACGCGGCAGCGGUGCCAUGGCGGGCAGAGCUCAGCGGCGAGCAAAGUCCGUCCUCACACGCACGGAGUAAGUUACCUUUUCAGACGGAUGCCGUAUGUUUGCGCUGCUGCUGUGGCAGUUCUGCUUCCCCCUCACCCUCCCCAAAAAACUGAUCAUGUGAAGUAAAAAAAAAAAAAAAAAAAAAAGGUGGUGGCUCCGUCUGUCCGUCCGUCCGUCUCCAUCGAGUCAGUUGCGCCGAGGAACGAUGCUGAACAAAGCUGCGGGAGGAUUUUCCAGCACAGCUACCAGACUGCCAAAUCUUUGGGACUGAUCCACUAGAAGCUUGAAGCUGCCGUCAUGGAGAGCCUGAGUGAGCUCCAGAACCCCCUGCUAGACAAAACCAGCAGACACGUGGUGCACAACGACUACCAGGGCUACCAGUGUGACUACCCGGGCCAGCCUUACCAGGACAGCCUCAUCGGCUACUACUACACUGAUACUAAUGGCAAGCAUAAGACUCAGCAGUUUCUGGAUGCCACCUCCCUGCAUCUAGCUGUGGAGGCCUUCUACAGGCCCAAUUUCAUCCUGUACAAGGACGAUGUGAGUCUUCACAGCAAGGACUCCAAGAGCGAGAGCUUUGAGACCACUUUCACGGAGAGUAAGGAUGCUGUGUUGGACGGAGUUUCCGAGGAAAACCCUCUGGACAGCGUACAGGGGGAGAAGGAUGUGAAGAUCCAGACGGUGUCGUACGAGGUGGAGGAGGAGCAGGGACCCGAGUAUGAGAGUGACAGCUCCAGCGACAGCGAGAGUGAGGACAACUUCAUCGUGCUGCCCCCUCGGGACUACCUGGGCCUAGCCAUCUUCUCCAUGCUCUGCUGCUUCUGGCCCUUGGGCAUCGUUGCCUUUUACUACUCUCACAAGACUGGCAAGGCCAUCGCUAAGGGAGACUUCUCCAGAGCAGGAAUGAGCUCCAGAAGAGCCCUAUUCCUGGCUGCCCUUUCCAUCACCGUUGGAACAGGGAUGUAUGUGGGGGUGGUUGUGGCCCUCAUAGCCUACCUGUCCAAGCCUGGACAUGUAUAGCACUGGGACCAGUUUGCCUGGGGGACGGGGGGAGACAGCGAUUAAAAAAAAAAAAAAUAGGAGGCAAGAUGGGAGGAAGGGAAAAGACUAGGCUGGAUAGAUCUCUUCACCUCUCCUGAAGGCAUGCGCCUUAGCUGCUGUGAAAAGAAGAAUCUAUAUGAAGAGAAAAGACUUAACCAGGAAGAGAAAGAGGAGAAAAAAGAAGAAAAAAACAAGACGUGCGGAUGAAGUAUUACUCGGACUGCAUAUUGAUCCAGACUGAAUCGUUACUUCUGGGAUCCAACACUCCCACCAAGGUAUUCCACCACCACAUGAAGAAGAAAAUCCGCCCACAGAAGGAUGACUAAGGACGCGCUGUACUUAUAUGUUAGACGAACUACUGAGCUCAUAGCAGUAAAGAACUACCUACCUUUUACCACAAUAGCCGUUUACAGCAGUUUUAUUUUACCUCUAUAGUGGGUGUAUUCUCUGUCAAUACUGUUGCAGAUUGUGUAUUGUCGACUUUAUGAUUUCUUGGAAAAACAGUCGGCCAGUGGGCCGUUUUUAUGUGAUUGUUUAUGUGAGGAAUAUGGCUGUGGCUGCAGUAAACGGAGAGAGGUGGACUCCUUGUAGGAAGGGGAGCAAAGGUGAUUUUCACAGUGUACACACAGAUGCCAAGCGGCGGUCAAGAGGGUUAGGCUACUUGUGUUUAUUGUGUACUGUAAAAUUAGUCAAUAAAUACAUUUGGCAUGAAUAACGAAACAUGCUCGGCCAUAUCUCUCACGCUCCUAUUCAUUGUUUCUUUUCUGAGAGGCGGGCCUUAAUCUGCCAUCCAAACCAGGGGCAGCCUACAAGGUACUGGGGGGUAAAUGUGUGAAGACCAGCUAUUCGAUUAAACUGGGAUAGAAAUUAAAUUAGAUUUUUUUUAAGGGAAAACGUUCCCAUAUUUCUGCGAAGGAGGACA